This is a messenger RNA of Clonostachys byssicola, 1077 nucleotides long. The record is from the annotation of a GenBank genome assembly. Lineage: Eukaryota; Fungi; Ascomycota; Sordariomycetes; Hypocreales; Bionectriaceae.
AUGUAUCGAAGCGUCAACUUUCCAUAUGCAGCUCCUCGUGAACCAGGGUACCGGGAACCUCUGCUCCCCUUUGUCUCAGAAAAGCUUAAAGUUGGAAGCCCCAGUCGUUCCUGGGGCGACUUCGAACAUCCAAAGCUCCGGCAGUGUCCGAUAUCUGUUGAUGAUAUCGAACUUGGAGCAGUAACACACCCAGGUUAUGAUGCUGCUACGCUUACUCAGUUCACAUUCAACACGGACUGUCUAGAAUCUGACUACAUCGAAGAAAGUGGCGACUUAGAAAGCCUCUUAGGCUAUCGGAGGAUGAAACAGGAAUUUCUGAACUGCGCCUUAAUGGACAUGAUCAACGACGCUUUCACGACUGCAGCCUCAAAAAAAGAACAAAUAGUUCUUAACCACGAUCCAAGUACAGAUAUUGAGGUUCAAGCGAAUUUGCAGGCUCUGUCAACAACUGAACUGGGUGACACUCCUCCUAGGCCCGAUACCGAACAUCUGAAGCCUUACAUAUUCAAAGAACCAUUCCGCGACUGUCUUGGUUGGAUCAAACUAGAAGGGACAGCUCUGAAUUGGCUGUAUCAUAAAAAUUGGAUGAAGAACGAUGAGUAUGUGGCACAUCCCCAGCUCACGUACGUAUGGGAACCGCUUCCGUUUCUCGACAUUGGAAAAUCGUACUAUGCUAUUGUUUACGAUUACGAGAGCAACAGGCAACGAGUGUUUGUUCAACCGAGACCGGAGGACAUUUUGGACAAAGUCAAGAACUAUCAUGUCUUUGGAUUCAUUCUGGAGCGCUACGUUGCUCCUCAAUGGUGCGAAAGACUGUUACAGACCAGGAAUAUCGUUCCAUUCCUGGGAGCUGAAGAAGACGGGUGGUGGAAGCCAGAAGUAUUCCAUGGUAACCUUGAAAAGAUUAGCCAAUUGAUACGAGAUGAUAUUGAAAAGGACCAGGCUGCUGAAGAUGAAGAGGCAGUAGCUGAAGACCCUGGCGGACGUUCGUUGCCUAGACGAGCGAAUAAAAAGUUCAAAGCGAAAGGCAAGGGGAAAGGAAGCAAGGAGGGAAGAGGGAUAGCCGAAUACGAUUAG